Anopheles stephensi (Asian malaria mosquito) is the source of this 912-nucleotide messenger RNA. Its product is annotated as basic-leucine zipper transcription factor A-like. The coding region runs from base 1 to 912 and encodes 303 amino acids. NCBI's taxonomy places the organism in Eukaryota, Metazoa, Arthropoda, Insecta, Diptera, Culicidae. The record is from RefSeq and is a predicted model, not a curated record. The transcript is spliced from 2 exons.
AUGUGCUCGAGCGGGGAAGCAACGGUGGUACUGAAAUCCGACACAUCGAACGGACCGACAACGACAACCGCAGGCAGCACGGCGAAAGGAACGGAAGAGCCGGCAGCUACAACCGGAAGCGCAAAAACCACGCAAACACCACCGACAUCGGGUGCAGCAUCGCAGCAUCAAGGCACCACCACGAGCAGCAACAUCGGCAACUCGUCAAAAGGACACCGGACGUCCCGGGCGAGCAAACAAUCGAUACUGGUGAAUGGGCGAGCCACGAAGACGAACGUAACCGGGCGGCAUCCGAAUCACUUCCACCACCAUCAUCAGCACAGUCAUCACCCGGCGAGUCACCUUCAUCAGCCCUGUUCAACAGCUCAACAGCAGCCAACGAGCGCCCAGCCGCUGCUCAAGCACUAUCACAUUCCGCUGCAGGAUACGUACCACUCGCAGCAGCAGCAGCAGCAGCAGCAACAGCAACCAUUGCAGCCACUCCACCUGUCCACGCUCCGUCUCGGUCAAGGGUCUUGCUUUGCUCCUCCACCACCACCAUCACUACCAUCGUCAAAGGUUCCACCACCUCAGACACUAUCGCUCGCAUUGCCCCCGUGCAAUGGAACGUUCCUGGGGCAACUGUCCGCGUCCUCGUCAACCUCAUCUUCGCACCAUUACCAUCACCAUCAUCACCAUCAUCAUCACCAUCUGCAGCCGUCGUCGGGUCGUAUUGCUACGAUUUCAUCUCCAAUGUCACCGGCCGGUUCCUGUUGUGGCGUUACCCGACCGAACGAGCUGAUGAACUGCUGCCCGGUUCCGGUGGACACGUCACACCCGCUGCGAGUAGCCCCACCGCCCGACGUUCCUACACCGACACUGGUCAAGGUAAAGGCCUGGUAUACGGUCACCAAGCAGGGCCUAACGUAUUGA